This is a messenger RNA of Arachis stenosperma, 3152 nucleotides long. RefSeq lists its product as uncharacterized. The record is from RefSeq and is a predicted model, not a curated record. Bases 191 to 1417 code for a protein of 408 amino acids. The transcript has 2 exons. NCBI's taxonomy places the organism in Eukaryota, Viridiplantae, Streptophyta, Magnoliopsida, Fabales, Fabaceae.
CCUAACCAUUCAAUCCUCUCACCAACAACUUCAUCAUUCUCCACCCAUUUCCAUUUUCUCUCACUCUCUAACAUACACUACUGCAAACACAGUAUUACACUUCACUCACAGUCACUGUGCGUGUACCGCUACUCCCACUCGCAUAAAUCACACAGUAGCAACCCCAACAGUACAUGAUCCACGCCACACCAUGGCUUCCGCCUGCGUCAACAACAUGGGACUCGUCCCGCCGCCCGAGAACUUCUCCUAUGGCAGCUGGCUCAGUCCCCGUCUCUCAUUCAGCAAAGAGGAACCUUCUGGAUCCAAGUCAUCAGACCCGAUCCACGACCCGGAUCCAGAACCCGACUUUGAGUUCCGCGGUCUCGACGGACCCCCCGCUGCGAUGCUCUCCGCCGACCAGCUCUUCUCCGACGGGAAGCUCGUACCCCUCAACCUACCAUCCCUAAACAGCACCACCACUACCAACCACAAAAACAACCCCUCCUCAUCGCCGGAAACAACCAACCUUCGCCGGAGACUCGAUUCCUCCUCCUACUCCGCGGCCGGCGACUCACUCACCGGCGCGGACCCUUACCUCUUCUCUCCUAAAGCCCCGAGAUGCUCUAGCCGCUGGAGGGAGCUCCUCGGCCUCAAGAAGCUCUACCAAAGCACAACCGUUUCAUCUAAAGCGACGACGUCGUCGUCUUCGUCGUCUUCGUCAUCUAAAUCAUUGAAACUCUUCCUCCACCGUGGCGCCGCCUCGAAACCGACGUCGUUUUCCUCCGAAAACGCGCCGUUGCUGACGAAGGACCAUUCAGAUUGUGAAUCCCUCUCAAUCUCUUCCUCACGCCUCUCUCUAUCAUCCUCUUCCUCGGGCCACGAGCACGAAGAGCUUCCACGACUCUCAUUAGACUCCGAAAAACCAAACCCUAACACAAACCCGAACCCGAUCUCGCUCCACCGUAACCCAAACCACCCACGGAUCCGGCUCGUAAAGCCCCGGGCGAACUCAUUCGACGCGAAACCGGGAUCUUCGGACCCGCACACGACGAACCGGGUGGGGCGGAGCCCGAUCCGAAGAUCAGAAUCAGGUCCCGGAGCUUGCAGUAGGGGCGUGUCGGUGGACAGCCCGCGGAUGAACUCUUCUGGCAAGAUCGUGUUCCAGAGCUUGGAACGGAGCUCAAGCAGCCCAAGCAGCUUCAACAAUGGCGGCCCAAGGUUCAAGCAGAGGGGAAUGGAGCGGUCCUACUCCUCCAACGUUAGGGUCACUCCAGUUCUCAACGUUCCGGUCUGUUCUCUCCGUGGCAGUUCGAAAUCCGGUUCGGUUUUCGGGUUCGGGCAGCUUUUCGGUUCACCACAGAAGAAGGAAGGUGGUUCAGUUGGCAAUAAUAAUGUUGGAGGAGGGAGUAAGGGUAGGAACCGUUGCGAUCGAAAUUGAGUCAAAUGACACAAGAAAAAAAAGUAAAUGAAAAGAGAGGGUAACAGUUGCUUAGGGUUUAAUUUUUAUUUUUGAUCCUUUUUUCUGGUCCUUUUUUUGUUACUUCUACUAAUUAAUCUGUGUUGUUUUUUUGGUUCUUCUAAUGUUUGGAAUGGAGAUAUUGCAGGGUAUUGGUGAUUGAUUCGGAGAGGGGGAAGGGACUAGUUGCUUUUUUUGGUUGUUUUUAAUUAACAGGAGCCUUAGAUUCAUGUAAAUAAUGGUCAAUUUUAGAUGAUGCUGAUAAUUAUGAUGAUGUUUUUCCUGUUUAUGUUUCUAACUUUGUUGAGAUUUUUCCAGUGCAAUUCUAUGGCUGCUGCUUGUAAUUUUUUCUGACCAGGAACACAUGGAAUGGAAUCUACAAAUUCUCUUUCGCUCUUUCUUUUUACUAAAUGUGAAUUUUUAUUUAUUUUCUUUUUAAAAAAUUCAAGAUCUGUAGACUGUAGUAGUACACAGUAGUAGCAUCAUGUUGUGCUUAUCUAGUCUGUCCGCAUCUAAGUUUUUUUUUUUACAGUUUUUAAUUGAUCUUUUUCCUUUUAAACAUUUUUCUUCCUUUAGUUGUUUUUAGUGUGUGAAGUUUUGGGAAAUGAUGCUAAGAUUCAAACAAAGGCGCCAGCUCUGCUGAAUUAUUUUAUUGCACUGGUAGAAUUUACUCACUGGGCUGAGUGGUCGGUGGUCCACACAUGAGCUGAGUGUGUGACCUUGAUGGAAGAUUCAAUUGAGGUGGGUCAAGUUUCUUUACUUUUAAUCAAAAUGUGUACUUUGAUUGGGGACAUGGUAUAAGUUCCCAGAAGGGAUUACCAUCCUUCAAUGAAUAAUUUAACAUGAUCUCACCAUUAAGUUUACUUUUUGUGUGUGUCCCAAGAUCUUGGUGGAUGGAUGGGAGAACAUCCACAAAUUUGGUCAUCUUUGUUCUCACAUGUUUAUUUUUCAUUUUUAUCUAUUUGAUAAAAUUGUUUCACUUCAAUCUCCCAUUGAAGUGAAAAGAUCUAACACCCAAGAGACAUGAUUAUCCUGGUAUGGGUCCAUCUCUAAUUAGAUAUGGUAGGUCCAUUUGCUGUGUGCUGCAAAGCAAUAUAUAUGCUAUCCAAGUGCAUUAUUGAAGGAUAUAAUGUUCAAAAGUUCAUUGCCUUUGGACCCCUUCUCUUCUUUAUCUUAUUCUCCCCUUUGUGAUGGAAAUGGUUUCUUGUUCCGUGGUACUAUGGGGCUAGACAUGGUAUCACUUGAUUAACAUUGAAUUAGACCUUAUCUAGUUAGUUGCCUUUAUUGAUUCACCAUUCAUGAAUAAGCUUCCACAUAUCGAUUACUACCCGUUUGGAAGAUUUUGAACGCUUCCUUUCCCUCUCCUACAGGACUUGGACAAUAGACAUCAACCUAACAAUUCUCAACAAAAGAAGCCAUAUAAAAGAAAACAAAAAUACAAGGAAAGGAAAAUCGUAAUCACUCUUCAAUGCUUCUCAAUAGCAUUUUUGAACAGAAAUAUGCUAAAAGCCUAAAACCACGUGGCUAACAUGUUGCCACACUUUUGAGCCUACCCACCGUAAGCCAGAUCACAUGUGGAUGGUUCUGCGGGUUUUAAUUAUUUAAUAGAGUAAUUUCAUAUUCGGCUCUAUGUAUAAUGAAUGAUGACAGUAUUAGUAAUAAAUUUUAAUCAUUACUCUACUUUUAAAUCUACACAACGCAAUCUAUACAAAUCGGA